Dendrobium catenatum is the source of this 1398-nucleotide messenger RNA. RefSeq names its product receptor like protein 29-like. Gene Ontology annotation, molecular function: protein binding. NCBI's taxonomy places the organism in Eukaryota, Viridiplantae, Streptophyta, Magnoliopsida, Asparagales, Orchidaceae. The transcript has a single exon. The record is from RefSeq and is a predicted model, not a curated record. The coding region runs from base 1 to 1398 and encodes 465 amino acids.
AUGGCCACUCUCUUCUUCGUCCUCCUUUCUCUCCUCACCACUUGCUCAUCGGUGUCCAACGAAAACUCCAUGAACGCCGAUGAGCACAGCGCCCUCCUUGACCUCGUCGGCUCGCUCCUGGCCGAUUCCAGCUGGACCGAGCUCCACCCUCACCCGUGCACAGACACUCCUUGGCCCGGCAUUCAAUGCGAGUCCGACAUUUCAGAUGCCGACUUGCUCCACGUUACCUCCAUACACAUCGGCCCUGACCUCCUCUCACCUCCUCCCUGCAAAUCCUUUGCUUCCCUCUCCCCAGCCUCCUUCCUCCACCUCCCAUUCCUCAAAACCUUCUCUCUAUUCUCCUGCUUCCUUUACCCCAACUCCGUCUCUCUCCCUCCAUCCCUUUUCACCAGCACUCCCGCUUUAGAACGCCUCGUCCUCAACGGAAACCCCGGUCUUUCAGGCGAAAUACCCUCCUCUGUUUCCAGCCUACAGAGACUCAGAGUUCUCAGCCUCCCGCAGAACAACUUCCAUGGCGUCAUUCCGCGAGAGAUUGGGAGAUUGAGAGCAUUACAGCAGGUAGACCUCAGCUAUAACCACCUCAGCGGCGAAAUCCCGGAAGAAAUCGGCCGGAUUUCAAGCCUUAGCAUACUAGAUUUCUCCUCAAAUCAGCUGCGUGGUAAGCUUCCUGCUUCAAUUGGGAGUCUCCAGUCUCUAGAAAAGAUUGAUCUCGGCUUCAACCAUCUUUCAGGGAGGGUUCCUCCCGAGCUCGGGGAGCUCAAAAAGUUAGUUUUGCUUGAUUUUAGCCAUAACAACUUGAGUGGACCGUUGCCGGAGGAACUGUCAGGAUUGAAACAAUUACAGUAUUUGAUAAUGGAGAACAACCCCUUCAACAUCAGCAUUCCAUUUUUUCUCGGUAGUCUGAAGAAGCUGACAGUGAUUGGGCUCUCAGGGUGUGGCCUAAUGGGGCCAAUCCCUCCAUACUUCGCCUCUCUGGAAAGCCUCACUGCUCUGUCACUUGAUAACAACAGCUUAAAUGGAACAGUUCCUGAUAGCUUGGACUUACUUUCAAAUCUGGGUGAGCUCAAUCUUAGCCAGAACCAGCUGAGUGGAGAGAUUGGCUUCUCUGUGGAGUUUGUGAGGAGGCUGGGGAAGAGAUUGGAUUUGAGGGGAAAUAAAGAUUUAUGUGCAAAGCCAAACGACAAGUAUGAAGAGGCUUCGGUGAGACUUGAAGCAGCUGCUUGUUUGGGUUCCGGCAUUGAUAAUGGAGGAAAGAGAGGCGCAGUAGAAGAUGGUGAUGGUAGAAUCAGUUCUUCUUUGGAUGGUAAUGAGGUAGAAAAUUGUUGCUAUUUCGGGGUAAGUUCACUGUGGACUUCGGGCUUUCAGGGAAUUGCCAUUGUCGUGGCUUUGCUUGUAUGA